Closterium sp. Naga37s-1 is the source of this 1137-nucleotide messenger RNA. Lineage: Eukaryota; Viridiplantae; Streptophyta; Zygnematophyceae; Desmidiales; Closteriaceae. The record is from the annotation of a GenBank genome assembly.
AUGGUUUCCCAGCACAACCCCGACGAGCUUAUGGGCGAGGAGGAGCUCGACGCCUCCUUCUCGGUCGACUCCUUUUUUGCCGAGGAAGCGGUCACGCCCGCUGUCUCUGCUCCUCCCCCCGCUAAGCGCGUCUGUGCUGCCGGUUCCUCUAGUUGUGCGCCUGUGGCUCCCCCUGCGGCUCCGGUGGUGCCGCCUGUCACCCCGGUGAUGGCUCCCGUGGCUGGACCUUCCACGGCAGCGCCUGCUCCUUCGGCGUCUACCCAGGAAGCUAAUCCUGUUGUUGCCCUCGCUAUUACCGGCUGUUACCUACGUCUUCGUCGUAACCGUGACUCUGUGGGAGUCGUUGUCGCGGCACUCGUCCGCGAUACUGACGCUGUUGUUGUUCUUCUCUUCCCUGAGUCCCUGGAAGCUCACCGCAGCCGGAUCAUCACCCGUGCCCGCAGCAUCCUCCGCGGCCGUGAUUUCGCUGGUGGUCGCGUUCCGCUAGGCUUCAUAUUCUCCGCAGCAGCGGAUCCCUUCGUCGCAAUGUCUGCUGCUCACUUACAUCAUCCCGCCACCACCGCCUUCCUCGCGCCCCACGCCCUUCCCCAGCCCCGCAGUGCGGCUUCCCCACUCUCAUGCGCAACCCGCACCAGCAUAUUAGUUCCCCGCGGAUCACGCGCGACGGAUAUCUUUCCAGUCGAAUCUCGCGCGCAGCGAAUUGCCGCUAUAGCUAGUCGUUCUUGCGCUGCGAGAUUCGCUGCGCCAUCCGACAACCCCGGAACGCGAUGGGGAUCGUCGGCGACGGUGCUCCGUGCGACAGAUGGCGACGGCGGCGUCGCGCCGACCAGUAGCGAGUCGAGCGGAUUCGAUAUACGACGCGUGGAGCAGUACACCGAGAGCGUGCCGGGGGAGGUGGUGGUGCUCAACGCCCUGGUGGAUGGCGAGGAGGAUGAGGUGGUCGUCUUCAGGGGUUUCUCCUCGUCCCUGGUGCUGCCCACGCCUUCAGACCCCUCGGACCCUGUAUUGCCCGCCUCUGCUGCGAUCAGCUCAGUGGACCGCGUGAAGGGCCCCUUCAACCCCGCUCGCAUGGAGUACAUUCAGCAGGGCAUGCGCUGGGAGGAGUUUGAGCAGCUGUUGGAAGCCAUGCACCUCUGA